CGCAUGCGCAUUUUGACGCUUGAUGCUAACUAGCUGAAUCAAGUUGAGCUUUUACUUCUUUCGUCUCCACUAGUUUGUCUUGCAGCAAAAUGGCAGCAAGAUAUGAUAGAGCCAUUACUGUAUUUUCUCCCGACGGUCAUCUCUUUCAAGUAGAGUAUGCCCAGGAAGCUGUAAAGAAAGGUUCCACUGCGGUUGGAAUCCGAGGGAAAGACAUUGUUGUUCUUGGUGUGGAGAAGAAAUCGGUUGCGAAGUUGCAGGAAGAAAGGACUGUUCGCAAGAUCUGUGCACUGGACGAGCAUGUCUGCAUGGCUUUUGCAGGUCUGACAGCAGAUGCCCGCAUUGUGAUAAAUAGAGCUCGGGUUGAGUGCCAGAGCCACAGGCUAACAGUUGAAGAUCCUGUCACAGUGGAAUAUAUCACAAGAUACAUUGCAACACUGAAGCAGCGAUACACUCAAAGCAAUGGACGUCGGCCAUUUGGAAUCUCUGCAUUAAUUGUUGGCUUUGACUAUGAUGGAACCCCUAGACUGUAUCAGACAGACCCAUCAGGGACAUACCAUGCCUGGAAGGCAAAUGCAAUCGGCCGCAGUGCGAAAACAGUGAGGGAGUUCUUGGAGAAGAAUUAUACGGAUGAAGCCAUCGCUGGGGACAAUGAGGCCAUCAAGUUGGCCAUCAAAGCUUUGCUUGAGGUUGUGCAGUCGGGAGGAAAGAAUAUUGAACUUGCUGUAAUAAGACGAAACCAGCCGCUCAAGAUUUUGGAAUCCAAGGAAAUAGAGACCCUGGUGGCCGAGAUAGAGAAAGAAAAAGAAGAGGAAGCGGAGAAGAAAAAGCAGAAAAAGUCCACUUAAAGCUGUUGACCUAAUCUUUGCUUUAUUGCACUUGGAUUAAAGUUGUAUCUUUUGGUUUCAGGAUGUUAGUUUCAAAUCAUUUCCUCAUUUUUUUUCUUAUACUGAGCUUAAUCAUAACUUGAAAUUCUCUGAUACUGCUAGAAGAUUUUCCAACAUUGAUGGUUGAUUCUAUAGUAGAAAAGCGGACAAAAUCCUGUAUUUUAAGGCUGUCAAAAUGAAAAGUUUGGAUGCACCUAUUAAUUCAAAGUUGCUAGGUUUGUCCACUGCUUACUUCUAAUUUGUAUGUUCAGAUGUGCAGUUCUCAAGUUAGGAUUUAGAUCUUUGCCUGCCUUGGAGAAUUUUCUCUCAACAUGCAAGUUGUUCAAAUGUCCAAUUCUACAUGGCAUAAAACCAUAAUAUAAAUAAAAGUGGAUUUCUUAAUG
Cyprinodon tularosa is the source of this 1267-nucleotide messenger RNA. It is a transcript of the gene psma8, whose product is annotated as proteasome 20S subunit alpha 8. Gene Ontology annotation, cellular component: proteasome core complex; nucleus; proteasome core complex, alpha-subunit complex. The record is from RefSeq and is a predicted model, not a curated record. The coding region runs from base 90 to 845 and encodes 251 amino acids. NCBI's taxonomy places the organism in Eukaryota, Metazoa, Chordata, Actinopteri, Cyprinodontiformes, Cyprinodontidae. Gene Ontology annotation, biological process: ubiquitin-dependent protein catabolic process. The transcript is spliced from 7 exons.